GAACCAGCGAGCCUUCCUUUUGACGUGUCCUCUUGCUCCUUUCUGCUCAGGCAGCAGGGACUUCUCAGCCACAUGCUGUAGUGGGCACUAGCGUCGGCAGAUGGGGUCGGGGCUCCCAAAUGGCCUGUCCUCAAGCCCGUGGCAUUGUCUGUGCCGGUUUACAACUCCAACCACCAUCUGUGAGAGUUCCUGUUACCACCUUCAGCACUAGGGUUAAGCGUGCUGGUCUUUAACCGUUAGGAAGUUCACAAUGGCUACAGAGGUGAAGGCCCAGUUGGUUGAACAUCCACUGAUGAGUCCCAGAUCCCUUAGAGGCCACUGGAGGACAGCACAGAAAACUCGGGGGGCCUGGUCAGCAAAAUCCUCAGAGGGUCAAGGGGCAGAGCGUCUUGCCUAGCAUAUCCAGAGUCCAUAUGUUCUCCAGAAGGACUCCCUCCAACCAGGGCCACCAGGAGAAGGGAGUGCAGACAGCGUGCAGUCCAAGGGCUGAGCUGAAGCCUGAAAAGAAGUCAGGGUACCGGCUACAGAGCCACCGAAACAGCAGCCCACAGAAAGAACUGAGGAUCCCGGGGAUCGUGGACUUUCAGCUGAUCCAGGCGGCACUGAGCACCCCCAAGCCCCAAACCCCUGUGGCCUACCGCUUCGGGCGCCUCAGUCACCACUCCUUCUUCUCCCGGCACCGCCCCCAUCCGCAGCGCGUGACCCACAUCCAAGAUCUCACCGGGAAGCCCAUCUGUGUCGUCAGAGACAACUUCUCUCUGGACUCCUUGCCUCCAGCCACACUCUUACCCCGCUGUUUGAUGGGGAUGCCCACCAUCUCUGUCCCCAUCGGAGACCCGCAGUCCAAUCGGGACCCUCGGCUUUCUUAUGAAGCCUGGAAGAAGGAAUUGAAGAAUCUGGCUUCUCGGGUGGCCGUCUUCACUAAGGAAAGUGAGCUGAAGAGCAAGGAGCAGCAGGAGGAGGCUCAGCGGGAGCAGGGGGCAAAAUACUCAGCUGAGACGGGGAGGCUCAUUCCUACUUCCACCCAAGCCAUUGGCCAUCGCCACUCCCGCCAGAGCCCAUGGAUUUAUCCUUCUGGCAAAGAUGGGGCAGUCCAGACCUUCACCCUGCAGGACCGGGAGCUGCUGAUCCUGGAACUCCUCUGUCAAAUCCUGCAGACAGAUUCCUUGAGAGCUAUCCAGUUCUGGCUACUGCACGCGCCCCCGAAGGAAAAAGAUUUGGCCCUGGGGCUCCUGCAGACAGCGGUGGCGCAGCUCCUCCCUCAGCCCCUGGACUCCAUGCCAGUAGAAAAACUUCUGGAUCAGCUCCAGGAAAUGCAAGAGUCUCAAGAGAGGCAACAGCCACCCUGCAGCCAAUCCUUGAAGAAGACGAAGAUGACACCUCUACCCAAGAACGACAAACCCGGGUCCUGGCCCUUUAAGAAAUCUGACCUAGCGCUGCAGGUACUGCACUGGGAGAGAAGACAAGACGAAGGAGAACACAAGGGCUUCAAGAACAGGUGCUGGAGACUCUGGAACGGUCCAGCCCAGCCCAUCUUUGCCAGCUCAGCAGACUGGAGGCAGAGUGCGGCCAAAGGACCAAACCCAGACCCGCAGUAGGUGACAGGUGACCGGUGGUCCAACACGAAGACAGGCAGAGUUGGACGUGCCCCUGGAAAUCCUGCCUCCUGGACCAGUAUUCGGUCCUCCUCUAGCCUGCUGACCACUUAGCAAGAUGCUCAGCUAUGGUGAUGAUCCAGAAGGUGCCUCAAACGCACUAGGCUGCUGGGAACAUCACUAUGAAGGCCCAAUCUUGCCGUGCAGACAGCAAACUCAAAACGUUCUGGCAGCAUCGUCCAUUUGGAUGCCUAAGACUUCUCUAAGGGUUUUGCGAGAUGAGGAUGAAAAGUGAAAUUUAGAAGGCUUGGGCUACAGUCCUAUGACACCAUUGGACAGACUAAAAUCUGAAUGACCUUUCUGGAACACCCUUUUCCAAUUGCCUUACUCGGGAAAACAUCAAGUGCCCUGGGAAUGUGGUGUUGGUACAUUUUUCAGUCAGAUUCACUUCUGGACAUGUCUCCUAAGGAAAACCAGUAAGUAGAAACAGAUACACCCUACAUCAUGGCUUAUGAUACCCCAAUUUAGAAGCAAUGUACAUUUACAGUACUAGAG
Messenger RNA from Suricata suricatta (meerkat), 2150 nucleotides. It is a transcript of the gene TBATA, whose product is annotated as thymus, brain and testes associated. Lineage: Eukaryota; Metazoa; Chordata; Mammalia; Carnivora; Herpestidae. The transcript has 13 exons. Bases 414 to 1598 code for a protein of 394 amino acids. The record is from RefSeq and is a predicted model, not a curated record.